Messenger RNA from Prunus armeniaca (apricot), 378 nucleotides. NCBI's taxonomy places the organism in Eukaryota, Viridiplantae, Streptophyta, Magnoliopsida, Rosales, Rosaceae. The record is from the annotation of a GenBank genome assembly.
AUGUCCCAGCAGGAAGCACAUGUGUCACCUAACGUGAUCACAGGUAUUUUACCAGUUUUUGGAAUCCCUGCUAGAGUUUUAAUUGACCCUGGGGCUACGCACUCAUUUGUUAUACCUAGUUUUGCCCACAAUGCUAAUGUAAGACUUUCAGCCCUACGGAACGAACUGGCGAUCUCUGUACCUACAGGAGAGAUUUUUCAAGUAGGUAUGGUGUAUCGAGAUAGUACAGUGCUAGUGGGAGAUGUAUUUCUAGAAGCAGAUUUGAUUCCUUUGGGAGUGGUUGACUUGGAUGUCAUUUUAGGCAUGGAUUGGUUGGCCAAGCAUCAUGCCUCAGUAGAUUGUUUCAGGAAAGAGGUUGUAUUCCGUAGUCUCGGAUGA